UUGUUGUUGUUGUUGAAGAAAGAUAGGAUUCAAAAUGGUUAGAGCUCUGGUUCAGCAAAGCGUUCAGCAAUCAAGAUCAUUCCAAUUCAAGAGAACCGUGGAGCUUCCUGGAAGAAAAACCCAUAGUUUGAUUUCAGAGGGUGGACAAGAGGGUCAUGGUUCAAGAGAUUCUUCAGAAUCCCAAAGAAUUGGAUGGGCAUUGAGUGACAAUAAAAGCCCGGUUUCGUGUUUCGAUGGACAUGGUAUCAAAGCAAGAUGUCUACGAUGUCAACCUACCUCUGAUUUGGAAUUGAUGAUAGCAAAGUUUGCUAAAUUGCUUCUGGGUGAGGAUAUGUCAGGAGGUGGAAAGGGUGUUUCUUCUGCCCUGGCUUUGUCUAAUUCUAUAACAAACCUAGCAGCGUCUACUUUUGGGGAGCAGAAGCUCGAGUCGUUAUCUUCGGAGAAGAAAACGAGAUGGAGAAGAGAAAUAGAAUGGUUUUUAUCUGUAACCGAUCACAUUGUUGAAUUUGUCCCUUCAAAACAAAGGACAAAAGCUGGAAUAGACAUGGAGAUCAUGGUGACUUUACAAAGGAAUGAUUUGCUCAUGAACAUUCCAGCACUUAGAAAACUAGAUGCCAUGUUAAUUGGUUACCUGGAUCAAUUUGGUAAACUAGAUGAAUUUUGGUAUGUAUCAAGAGAUGAUGAAUCUAUUACAGAUUAUACACAGAGGGAUGGAGACAAAUGGUGGCUACCAGCAGUUAAGGUACCUCCGAACGGGCUAUCCGAAGUUACUCGAAAAUGGCUGCUGUUUCAGAAGGAAUCUGUGAACCAAAUUCUAAAAGCAGCCAUGGCCAUAAACGCUCAGGUAUUGACAGAAAUGGAAGUACCAGAAAGCUACAUUGAAUCUCUCCCAAAGAAUGGAAAAACAAGCUUGGGAGAUGCAAUCUACAGGAGCAUAACAGAUGAUUAUUUUAAUCCAGAGGAAUUCCUAAAAUCAAUGGACUUGUCGACAGAAUACAAAGUGAUUGAUCUUAAGAACAGGAUUGAGGCCUCAAUUGUGAUAUGGACGAGGAAGAUGCAUCAAAAGGAUGGAAAGUCCACAUGGGGUUCAGCAGUGAGCUUUGAGAAAAGAGAGAUUUUUGAAGAGAGAGUUGAAAGCAUCUUGUUCUUAAUUAAACAAAGAUUUCCAGGGAUUUCUCAAUCUGCUCUUGAUGUAUCCAAAAUACAACAUAACAAGGAUGUAGGACAAGCAAUCCUAGAAAGCUAUUCAAGGGUGAUAGAAAGCUUGGCUUUUAAUAUCAUGUCCAGGAUUGAGGAUGUACUUUAUGCAGACACUGUUGCUCGAGAAUUGUUGAUCGAGCAGUCGUCUGAGAACGUCUCUGUGGAUACAGAGAAGCAGCUGAGUCCCAAUGGCUCCCCACCUUCAAAGACACUCUCAGAUUUCAUGGGUUGGGACGUUGACAAUGAUAAACUUAAUACAGAAUCAUUGUCCACUAAGGAGAGUUGCUGUAAAGAAGACGUGACCCUUGUGAGCAAAGCUGCUGAUGUUGUAACACCAAAAAAAUUGUCUUACUUAGAGAAGCUUGAGAAUUUAAGUGCUUUAAGAAGUCCAACAGCUCGCCAUUAAUCAAAAGGUAGAAACUGAAGGAGAGAGGUAAAAAAGGAGAGGUAAGAAAAGGUAAAAAGGGAGAAGCUAAAAAGAAGGGAUACAGUGUCAUAUUUUGAAGUUUCACCCGAUGUAAAAAUUCAGACCCAUGUAGGAUUCUAUUAACCUAUUCUUUUGUAGGGCUUCCUUCUAGCGAAGGAAAUAGAAGUUUUCUUUUUUUAUGUAUAUAUAUAUAUUUUUUUUAACCUUGGGGUUUGAGCAUUUAAUAUGUACAUUCUUUCUAGUUGUAUUGACUUGAAGCUAAUCUAACAUUUCAUUUUUUUGUUUAUUUUUUAGGCCCUUUUCAUAGUAAGAGGAUAUAUUUUGAACUUCAUUCAUUUACCAAUGUUG
Molecule: messenger RNA, 1975 nt
Organism: Cucurbita maxima (winter squash)
Lineage: Eukaryota; Viridiplantae; Streptophyta; Magnoliopsida; Cucurbitales; Cucurbitaceae
Product: rho guanine nucleotide exchange factor 8-like
Exons: 7
Coding region: 35-1606 (523 amino acids)
Molecular function (GO): guanyl-nucleotide exchange factor activity
Source: RefSeq, a predicted model, not a curated record